Molecule: messenger RNA, 3640 nt
Organism: Equus quagga
Lineage: Eukaryota; Metazoa; Chordata; Mammalia; Perissodactyla; Equidae
Gene: HYAL1
Product: hyaluronidase 1
Exons: 6
Coding region: 505-2859 (784 amino acids)
Biological process (GO): hyaluronan catabolic process; carbohydrate metabolic process
Molecular function (GO): hyalurononglucosaminidase activity
Source: RefSeq, a predicted model, not a curated record
AAGCCUGACGGCUCUCUCUCCGUGGGCUAGGUUCUGAACUCCCGGGGAUGCGCCCAGGGAGGCGGCCCAGAGGCCCCACCCCCCCACCCGGCCGGGCUCAGGCCCCACGUGUGGGGCGGGGGCGGAGUCCCGCACAAAGGCCCGGCGGAGUGAGCUCUACCCCGGACCCGCCGGGCGGGCGCGCGCAUUCCCGGUGGCUGUGGAGGGAGUGAACCGUCUCCUGGCGCCGCCGUGGGAGGUCCGCUGCCCCUUUGUCCCCGCGGGGCCUCCAUCAAACUUGGGAGAGUGUCUGCGCUGGCGACAAAUUCCUGACAACUUCCCUCUUCUGCCGGGCGGGUGCUACACAGAUACCAGCUCCGAGGCUAUGUUCCAGAUUCCUAGCCGCUGCAUGAACUGUGCCUUGCCUUACUUAACCAAAUGCUAUCAUUUCUCUGGAUCAAGAGUUCUUCACGGGUUCCUGAGCUGGUGCCAGGCAGGUGACACCGUCUGCCCGAAGCCCCCAGCAUGUGGGCAGGCCCGGGCCCCGCCGUCACACUGGCCCUGGUGGUGGUGGUGGCAUGGGCCACAGAGCUGAAGCCCACAGCGCCACCCAUCUUCACGGGCCGGCCUUUUGUGGUAGCAUGGGAUGUGCCCACACAAGACUGCGGCCCACGCCUCAAGGUGCCCCUGGACCCAAAGAAGGACCUGACUGUGUUCGAUGUGCAGGCCUCGCCUAAUGAGGGUUUUGUGAACCAGAAUAUCACCAUCUUCUACCGUGACCGGCUAGGCCUGUAUCCACGCUUUGAUUUGGCAGGGAGGUCUGUGCAUGGUGGUGUGCCACAGAAUGGCAGCCUCUGGGCACACCUGAAGAUGCUGCGGGAACAUGUGGAGCACUACAUUCGUACAGAGGAGCCUGCAGGGCUGGCAGUCAUUGACUGGGAGGACUGGCGGCCUGUGUGGGUUCGCAACUGGCAAGACAAGGACGUGUACCGCAGGUCAUCACGCCAGUUAGUAGCCAGUUGCCAUCCUGACUGGCCAUCAGACCGUGUAGUCAAGCAGGCGCAAUACGAGUUUGAGUUUGCUGCACGGCAGUUCAUGCUGGAGACACUGCGCUUUGUCAAGGAAGUUCGGCCUCGGCACCUCUGGGGCUUCUACCUCUUCCCGGACUGUUAUAACCACGAUUAUGUGCAGAACUGGGAGACCUAUACAGGCCGCUGCCCUGAUGUUGAGGUCUCCCGAAACGACCAGCUGGCCUGGCUGUGGGCCGAGAGCACGGCCCUCUUCCCCUCUGUCUACCUGCACGAGACACUCGCUUCCUCCACCCAUGGCCGCAACUUUGUCAGCUUCCGUGUUCAGGAGGCCCUUCGAGUGGCUCACACCCACCACGCCAACUAUGCACUCCCGGUCUAUGUCUUCACACGGCCCACCUAUAGCCGCAGGCUCACAGGGCUUAGCGAGAUGGAUCUCAUCUCCACCAUUGGGGAGAGUGCAGCCCUGGGUGCAGCCGGUGUUAUCCUCUGGGGCGAUGCAGGGUACACCACCAGCACGGUUUCCCUAGACCUGCCCUGUGCCAUGGCAGCCCACCUGCUUCCCAUCUGCGCCCUCUUCCUGAUCUUGCUCAGCAUGGCCCAAGGCUCCAGAGGCCCUGUGGUACCCAACCAGCCCUUCACCACCAUCUGGAACGCAGACACCGAGUACUGCCUGAAGAGGCACGGCGUGGAUGUGAAUGUCAGUGUCUUUGAUGUGGUGGCCAACCCGGGGCAGACCUUUCGCGGCCCUAACAUGACCAUUUUCUACAGCUCCCAGCUGGGCACCUACCCCUACUACACGUCUACUGGGGAGCCGGUGUUUGGUGGCCUGCCCCAGAAUGCCAGCCUGGUUGCCCACCUGGCCCGCACAUCCCAGGACAUCCAGGAUGCCAUGCCUACAUCUGACUUUUCAGGGCUGGCAGUCAUUGACUGGGAGGCAUGGCGCCCACGCUGGGCCUUCAACUGGGACACCAAAGACAUUUACCGGCAGCGCUCACGGGCACUAGUACAGGGGCAGCACCCUGACUGGCCGGCUCCUUGGGUGGAAGCAGCAGCUCAGGACCAAUUCCAGAAGGCUGCUCAGGACUGGAUGGCAUAUACUCUCAAGCUGGGAUGGACACUGCGGCCUCAUGGCCUCUGGGGCUUCUAUGGCUUCCCUGACUGCUACAACUAUGACUUUCUAAGCCCCAACUACACAGGCCAGUGCUCGCCAGACAUCCGUGCCCAGAACGACCAGCUGGGGUGGCUGUGGGGCCUGAGCCAUGCCCUCUACCCCAGCAUUUACAUGCCUGCAGUGCUGGAGGGCACAGGGAAGGCACUGAUGUAUGUGCGGCACCGUGUGGGUGAGGCAUUCCGUGUGGCUGUGGGUGCUGGGGACCCCAAUCUGCCCGUUCUGCCCUACGCCCAGAUCUUCUACGACACAACAAACCGCUUUCUGCCCCUGGAUGAGCUGGAGCACAGCCUGGGGGAGAGUGCGGCCCAGGGAGCAGCAGGAGUGGUGCUCUGGGUGAGCUGGGAGAACACAAGAACCAAGGAAUCAUGCCAGGCCAUCAAGAAGUAUGUGGACACCAUGCUCGGGCCCUUCAUCCUGAAUGUGACCAGUGGGGCUCGUCUGUGCAGUCAAGCCCUGUGCUCAGGCCAUGGCCGCUGUGUCCGACGCCCCAGCCACCCUGAAGCCCUCCUCAUCCUCAACCCUGCCAGUUUCUCCAUCAAGCUCACGCCUGGUGGUGGGCCCCUCACCCUACAGGGUGCCCUCUCUCUUGAGGAUCAGGCCCAGAUGGCUGUGGAGUUCAAAUGCCGCUGCUACCCUGGCUGGAGGGGAGCAUGGUGUAAGCAGCAGGCCGUGUGGUGAUUGGCCACACACCAGAUGCACACCCUGAGCACCUAAUGCACUCUGGGCUUAGCCACAGCUUUCUAAGUGCAGCACAGUCACACAGGUCAUGGUCAGUCAGGAGUACACUCAGCCGCCAUCAUGAGCAUAUGCCUAUGCAUGCACACAUGCUUACAGACUGGGAUAACUGCAUAUAGAGUUAGAGCCUCCGGCACCCACCCAGCAGGCUCAUAAACAUUUCCUCUAGAGACACUGAGCCAGUCUUUAUCUUUUUCUUUUAUUAUUUUUGUGUGUGUGAGGAAGAUUGUCGCUGAGCUAACAUCUAUACCAGUCUUCCUCUAUUUUAUGUGGGACGUCACUUCAGUGUGGCUUAACUAGCGGUGCUAGGUCGGUGCAUGGUCAGAACCUGCGAACCCCCGGCCUCCAAAGUGGAACGCAGGAACUUAACCACUACGCCACUGGGCCGGCCCCUGAGCCAGUCUUUAAACUGCAGCAAUCACAAGAACUGACAUUCACUGAGCACCUAUUCUUCGCCAAGUCCUGUGCUAAGCAUUUUAAGUAGGCUAACUCAUUCAAUCCUAAAACCACGCUAUGAGGAAAUGGAGGCACACACGAGGAGGCUAAGCAGUUUGCCCAAGGUUGCACAGCCAGAAAAUGGAGAAGCUGAGAUUCGAACCCAGGCUGUCUGACUAUAGAGGUAGAGCCCUUUGGCUCCUACUCUGUGUUGAUGGUAACCAGCCAUGCACACACCUGAAUUCAUUCAGAGGCAACAGCCACACAAAUAAAGCAGACUUGAUUCUCA